CUCAGGUUUAACUACAACCUCCACUUCCCGCCCCGAAAUCCUUUCUCCUCUCAUCCCAAUCUCGAUUAUCCUCGACACCUUCCUCAUACACCAAACAUAUAAUGGCAAGAGCUAAAGCCACCACUACCACCGCCGCCAAGCCUGCCACGAAGAAGGCUCCUUCGAAAGCAUCUGCGAAACCAGCACCCUCUCACCCAACAUGGAUUGAUAUGAUUAAGGAAUGCAUCGCUGCUAAUACCGAAGAUGCGCGGAUUGGUGUUUCACGCCCACAAAUCAAAAAAUACGUCGAGACACAAUACAAACUUGAAAUCGGUGCCGCACAAACAACGCAACUGUCGAAGGCGUUGAAUUCGGGGGCGGAGAAAGGCAUCUUUUCAUUCCCCAAAGGUCCUUCUGGUCGAGUCAAGCUUAAUAAAGUGAAACCCGCCGAAGCUUCAGCCGCCAAGGAGAACAAACCCGCCUCCAAAGUCAAGGCCCCUGCUUCCAAAGCCAAAGCAACGACCACUACAAAGCCCAAGGCUGGAACCACGAAAACAGUUGCGACAACAAAGAAACCAGUGGCUUCAAAGGCUACCAAGGCUGCUCCAGCGAAGAAAGCGGCCCCAGCAAAGAAAGUACUCGCAGGCAAAUCCAAAGCUACUGCCCCUGCUAAGAAGACAACCACUGCUUCCAAGCGAGCCCCAGCGAAAAAGGCCGUGACUGGAACAACCGCCGCUGCAAAGGCGAAGGCAGCCGCAAAGAAGGCCCCCGCCAAGAAGGUUGCAACCAAGGCUUCUACGAAGGCGGCGCCUGCGAAAGCUGCGCCGGCGCCCAGGAAGCAGCCUACCAAACGCUCUUGAGAUUCCUCACCCUCCUCUUGACCGUUCACCCUUAUUGUAACCUCUUUACCAUCUAGUAUCUGGGCUUCGAUCGUCUUUCUUCGCUGUGCUUUUCUUAUCAUUUUUGUAACUAUAACUUAUUGAUGCAAAGGUGUACUUUUAUAUGUUCA
Laccaria bicolor S238N-H82 is the source of this 988-nucleotide messenger RNA. RefSeq lists its product as uncharacterized. Gene Ontology annotation, cellular component: nucleosome. Bases 102 to 839 code for a protein of 245 amino acids. Gene Ontology annotation, biological process: nucleosome assembly. NCBI's taxonomy places the organism in Eukaryota, Fungi, Basidiomycota, Agaricomycetes, Agaricales, Hydnangiaceae. The record is from RefSeq and is a predicted model, not a curated record. The transcript has 7 exons. Gene Ontology annotation, molecular function: DNA binding.